Coprinopsis cinerea okayama7#130 is the source of this 3376-nucleotide messenger RNA. RefSeq names its product PAB-dependent poly(A)-specific ribonuclease subunit PAN2. Gene Ontology annotation, molecular function: protein binding; poly(A)-specific ribonuclease activity; nucleic acid binding. Gene Ontology annotation, biological process: nuclear-transcribed mRNA poly(A) tail shortening; mRNA processing. The transcript has 17 exons. The record is from RefSeq and is a predicted model, not a curated record. The coding region runs from base 77 to 3376 and encodes 1099 amino acids. Gene Ontology annotation, cellular component: PAN complex; P-body. Lineage: Eukaryota; Fungi; Basidiomycota; Agaricomycetes; Agaricales; Psathyrellaceae.
GCGUUUGCUCCAGAACUUUGUCGAGUGGCUGGCGUCGAUGAGCAUCUAUUUGCACUAAAACGCUCGAGGAACGAUCAUGGCAUCAUAUCAUCCAUUGCCACCUCUGAGUUCUCCGGAGCUGUCCAACUUUUCCAGGGCUAUCACCGCUCUCGCCUUCGAUCCCGUGUCCGAUGUUCUCUGGACUGGCGCGGAAGACGGUGUGGUGUCUACGUAUUAUGGGCAUAGAGGCCUGCGAGGUGUCUCUUUCCCGGUCUGUAAAGAUGCUCCAGUGUCCAAGAUUGUGGCUGGAGAUAGUCAAGUGAACGCGUUUUGCAUGGGAAGCAACGGAGUCGGUUCUUGGGCCAAGGGAGGACAGAAUAAAUGGUUUUUCACAGCCCCAUCCAAUAUAGCGGCAUUCUCGAACACAUACCACUCUUCACAUUCUAUCGCAGUUUCUUUGACGACAUUGGAACUGCUCUUUUUAAACAGCAUGACAGGAAGGACAGUGCGACAGAUUCCGACAAGCUCCAUGUUGACCCACCUACUUUUUUCCCAUUCGUCCCUCAUCUCUGGCUCCGCCGAUGGAUACAUUCGGAUUCAUGACCCACGAACCGGCGUCACCAAAAACGGGGCGUCAGAAAGUCUCGUCAAAGCACAUAUUGGCGCUAUCUCCGGCCUUCAGGCUACAAGCAAUUUUAUCUUCAGCAUCGGCAUGGGGGAGAGGCAUGCGAGGCCGUUUCCCGAUCCGUUAGUGAAAGUAUACGAUUUGAGGACAAUGCGAGCGCUCCCGCCAAUUCCGUGUUCCUCCGGGCCAGCCCUCAUACAUGUGCUUCCCAAACGUUCUUCUAGCAUUGCGGUCGCAUCUGCGCAAGGUCUGAUAAACAUUGUUGAUGCGUCAAACCCUUCCGCUGCUGGAGAAUUCUACCAGUUGGACGUGCCUUCAUACCUCACCUCUUUUGCCAUAUCCCCGACCGGCACAUAUAUUGCCUGUGGAGAUGCCGACGGACUAGUUCAUCUUCUCUCGCAAGCUGAGGAUGCUUCCCUUCCGUUCAAUGGUUUCGAUGGCCAGCCUACUCCGUGGAUGGACACUCCUGCCCCCAUUCCCGAGAUCGAUUGGCAGGAUGAUACACCACUCAACUCGAUUGGCCUUCCCUACUACGAGACGCCGUUGCUAUCGGCAUGGUCUCCAGUGGUUGCAACUGCCCCUUACUUCCCUCCGCCGCAGAGGAUCCCCCCUCAAGUCCUCAACUCAAUCAAGACAAAUGACAACAUUGCAUAUGCCCCACUGCCAAAGGAACUUCGGGGAAGACGGAAUCUAGCUAUUGCUGCACCCAAGAAAGAAAACGCUCGAUUCCGAAGUGGAAAGGGUAGAAAGGAGUCUGGUUCUGACACUACCAUUCUCGAUGACAUCCACAUCCCUGAGUUUUAUCGGAAAGUCGAAAUCGAGUACUCCAAGUUCGGCGUCGAGGACUUCGACUUCGGGUUCUACAACCAAACCCAGUUCAGCGGCUUGGAAACGCACAUCCUCAAUUCCUACACCAACUCCCUCGUUCAAGUCCUUCACUACAUUCUCCCCAUUCGCCAACUCGGGAAGUCACAUAUCACGACCGACUGUUCAAGGGAACACUGCCUUCUUUGUGAACUCGGCUUCGUUUCCCGCAUGCUGGAAGAUGCCAAAGGGACGAAUUGCCAAUCGAGCAAUUUCUGUCGGACGGUUGGAGUGCUGGCUCACAAUUCUAAUGCUAUUGAACUCGUCGACUUCGGACGGGAAACCUCCGAAGUUGACUAUGCACAUAAGAUUCAGAUAUUCCACCGCUUCCUCAUUGACCACCUCAGUUCGGAAGGCAACUCUUUCCCUUAUAAUCCCUUACUGCUCAAGCCUACUGCUGCAAACCAUGGCGAACUGGCACCAGCGCCGAUCACCCAACUUAUUGGUGUCGAUGCCAAAAACAUUAUAGUUUGCUCAAGCUGCAAAGCCGUUCGCGAGAAGGACAACAUGACGCAUGUAAUCGACCUUAUCCACCCUCGAAAGGAUACCACCACUGCCCCAGACUUUGCGGCGAUACUUCGAUCAUCGCUUCUCCGGAGUAUGACGCACAAGGCAACUUGCCAAUCUUGCAAGCACUUCGCUACAUUCACAUCCCAACGCUCGAUACCCUCUAGCGACCUUCCGCCCAUCCUUGCACUGAACGCGGCUGUGUAUAACGAUGAGAAUAUUGAAUAUUGGUUGGAUUCCAAAGCAGGUCCUUUCCUGAAACCUCAAGUACAAGUGUCCGGGCAGCUAGGCGACAUGGACGAUCCCCAGGUCGUCACCUAUGAGAUCAGGUGCCUUGUUGUCAAAAUUACGACCAAAGGGAAGCAAUCCCAUUUGGUUGCUCUCGUGAAGCUUCCCCCCGAGGAGAACGAUGGGAUUGAAGGCUCUUGGCUAAUCUUUAACGAUUUCAUGGUUCCUGCCAUUAUCUACAUGGAAAGGGUAGAUUUGCGAGGCAGAUUGGAUCUGAGCAAUCUUCUCCCAGCGGGCGACCCAAGUAUCCUAACUCGAGAUACAUCGAUAUCGCAGAACCGGGAUCAGGGAUCUAUCCGCCACCAGCUACUGACUCCAGACGAAUUGCCGAAGCCAGGAACUCUGGUGGCCAUCGACGCUGAAUUUGUGUCGAUGCAACAGGAAGAAACAGAGAUCCGGUCUGACGGCGCGAAGAAAGUCUUAAGACCAGCGAGACUGAGCUUGGCUCGAGUGUCUGUACUUCGAGGGGACGGGCCCAAGCGGGGCAUUCCCUUCAUCGACGACCACAUUCACACGAGCGAGGUCAUCGUGGAUUAUCUGACCGAAUAUUCAGGGAUCCGAUUCGGGGAUCUCGAUCCCAUGCUCUCUAGGUAUACUCUGACACCUCUGAAGGUUGUUUACAAGAAGUUACGCGCACUUGUCGACUGCGGAUGCAUUUUCGUUGGUCACGGCCUCUCCAAGGAUUUCAGGAUCAUCAAUAUCUUCGUGCCUCCGGAACAGGUGAUCGACACUGUAGACUUAUACUUUGUCAAGUCAAGACAGCGGCGGUUAUCCCUUCGUUUCCUGGCGUGGUUCGUUCUGAAAAAGCACAUCCAGACCGACACCCACGACUCCAUCGAGGACGCGCGUUCGGCAUUGGAUUUAUACCACGCAUAUCAAGAAAUGGAGGAAGAAGGGGUGUUUGAUGCGAAACUGGACGAGAUCUACAAGGAAGGGAGGCAAUACAACUUCAAGCCGCCAGUCGUAGAGGGAUCUGCAUCACCUAUCUUAUCUUCGCCAGGUAUCACCCACUCGGUUGCACAGAGCUACGUGGAACACAGCAGUCCCAUGCAUAUGGCAUUCCAUCCGGGUCAGCACGCCGUGUAUCCCCCAAGCAAAUCGUGGCGCAGUUGA